This is a messenger RNA of Rhincodon typus (whale shark), 1991 nucleotides long. RefSeq names its product RELT-like protein 2. Gene Ontology annotation, biological process: positive regulation of cell-substrate adhesion; positive regulation of p38MAPK cascade. The coding region runs from base 240 to 968 and encodes 242 amino acids. The transcript has 10 exons. The record is from RefSeq and is a predicted model, not a curated record. Lineage: Eukaryota; Metazoa; Chordata; Chondrichthyes; Orectolobiformes; Rhincodontidae.
AGCAGAGUAAACACAACAGGGUUUAGGUCCUCGGGAUCCAGUCAAGGAAUUUGCCGUACUUGUAUAAGGUAGAUUCACGGUCCUUCCCGAUAACCAUUUAAACAGGUGGCACACCGUUGUAAAUUAUAAAUGUGCUUACUGAGAUAAGAGAGCAAUCCACCAAAGCUGAUUAGCGCCACUUAUGCUACAAUAUUACUAUGAGGCUAGGCAAGGCGAGAGACCCAAGGAGAGUGUAGAAGAUGGAGAAUCAUGGGGAAAUUGAAGAGGUGACAGCUCAUCCUCAGAACUUCUACACCAUCUUGCUGCUGGUUCUGGUGUUCUUUGUGAUGGGGCUAAUGGGCGACCUACUUUGUCACAUCUUGAAGGAGAAGGGCUAUCGCUGCCGGACAUCACAGGAGAUGGACACAGAACAACAGGAUACUGCUUCACCAGAUGAUGUUCAGGAGAUUAGCAAAUCGAACCAGGAUACUGUUGGACAGAUUGUGCAAUGCAUCAUUGAAAAUGAAGCUAACGUGGAGGCUCUCAACGAACUGCUAAGGGAACAUGAACAGGUGAAACCUCCAGUACCCAGUCCAAUAUUCCCUGAACCAGUUGUGACAAAAACUCCUUCCCUGAUCCCUCACCAUCACACUGUACAUUCUGUGGCAGCAGGAAGUGCUGGAUCAGCCUGUCUGAGCUGCAAUCAGAGAAGGAAGAGAUCUGCAAUGCAGAUGCACAGACGAGCCAAAGAGACCAAGAGCAGGAAUCACGGAGUGGAGGUCACUGUCCUGUCCGUGGGCAGGUUUCGAGUUACCCGUGUUGAGAAGGGUCAAUGGGCACAGGAAUUAAGCAGGUUACCUGUGAUUGAAGCGUGUUCUGGAGGUCAUUCAGUCACAACUCAGACAGAACCAGAUUGUGAGAAACACAUGACCCAUGAAAGCACAGCAAAUGAGGGGACAAAAAAGGAGUCUGAUCCUGCUCAGCUGUGACUCUGGAACUAGCUUCUCACAGGGCUCUGUCUUCCCUACUGGACAAGGCCCAGACAGGCCAGGAGAUGAUAAUACCAAAGGCCUAGAUUGAUCUCAGCACUAGUCCCCAACUCUGACCCCAGGAGGAGCCUCAUGAUCAAGGCUACAUUGUCCCUCUGGUCCAUCUCGCACUCUGCACUUGGGAGGUGCAAUCACCACUUCUCUGAGUGCAGCUGGGAAUCUAGCACCAGAUAAAGAGCCAGUGAGGCAGAAAGAUGGUCAGCUAGCUGGGGCGCCAUCGGCUGAUCCAAUUGUAAACUCAAAUCCAUAUUGCCCUCAAGAACUUGGAUACAAUAAGGACUGCAGAUGCUGGAAGCCAGAGUCUAUAAGGUGUGAGGCUGGAAAAGCCUCCUUUGUUUACAUUUCAGCCUGACUGAGAUCUCUGAGACUGUGCUGAGCAUGGGUGUGGAGGGUGUGGAUGGGAAGGGGAAAUGUGGCGUCUCAUCCCAACCUGAACAGAUUGCUUGUCAACUUGCCCACUCACCUCAAUGCAAUACUGUAGUUCAAUUCUCAUCAGUUCCAAAAGAGGCCUUAAGAGAAAUGAGUGUGUGCAGCCCAGACAUGCACAGACCUCUUGCACACUCUGCUGGCAUUAGCCAGCAGUGCAGUCCUUUCUCACAGCUGGUUCACAGAUACCUUCUGGGAAGAAAAUUAAUGUUCAGUGACAUUGAAUCGCUCAUUACACUUUUCUGCUGGAAAUUAAUUAGACCAAUCCCAGACAAUGUGGAACCCCGAGGCCUGAUGCAUUAGAACAGUGUAGGAAGCAGUGAGGAAGAAAUGCCACCUUAAAAACACUUGCAUUUCUGCAUUCUUUCAUGACAUCAAAAGCAUUUAGAGACAAUGAAGUACCUUUGGAACAUACUGAUUGUGGGAAACACAGUAUGCAGCGAACUCCCACAAAUGGCAAUGUGUGGUACUUUCCAAAUAAUCUGUUUUACUUUAAACUAAAAUAAAGAACUGCAGAUGGUGGCGAUAUGAAACAAA